This is a messenger RNA of Labrus bergylta (ballan wrasse), 8381 nucleotides long. Lineage: Eukaryota; Metazoa; Chordata; Actinopteri; Labriformes; Labridae. The record is from RefSeq and is a predicted model, not a curated record.
AUGGAAAGCACCUCGUACUUCACACUGACUCUGAUGGUUCUCUUCCUCAGCUGGACUUGUUAUGCUGAUGAGGAUGCAAAGGGCCUCUCCUGCCCAGAAAACCAGGAAGGUUUCGACGGCUCUUGCUACGAGUUUGUGGGUCUGCAGCGAUCCUUCCUCAGUGCCCAGGGAUGGUGUGAGCGAGGCGGAGGACACCUAGCCUUCAUUCUGAAUGAUGAAAUCCAGCAGUUCCUUCAGAAGCACCUGGAGCAGGAGAAGGACUGGUGGCUCGGGCUGGCCCCUGCAGCUCCAAACCUCACACUGGACACUGCUGCCACUGAGGGUUCCCUUGCAUGGCUUGAUGGCUCAGAUGUCAGCUACAGUAACUGGGUGAACAUGCCAAAUGCUCAGGCAGCCUGCGGACACAUCCUGAAACACUCAAGCUUCCAAUGGGAAGCAGCGGGGAACUGUAGUCAGGAACUUAACUUCAUUUGCCAGUUUGAAUCUGGGAAAUCAAUUGCGUGUGAUGGCCAAAAUGCAACACUGCAGUGUGGUUCUGGUCAGGUUAUAGAGAUAGUUGACAGCUUCUACGGUCGCAAAACCAUCCAUUACUGUCGUUCCAAACUCACGGGCACACCCACAUCAUCCCAGGAGGAGUGCAGCUGGAUCGAUGUGACAGAUUCUGUUUCAGCUCAUUGCCAUGGACUGCAGGCUUGCCAGGCUCCAGUUGAUCUGAGCGCUUUUGGUGAACCAUGUCCUAUGCUGAGGAGUUACCUCUCUGUGGAGUACAACUGCAAAGAUGGAAUCCACCUGUCGAUGAGCAAGCUAGCGGCCGUCUUUGAUGAUGUCACCUUCACUGUGAAGUGGCUCCUUCAACCUUUUCAGGGAAACCUCACAUGCACAGUGAACGCUGGAGACGGCCAUAUAGUCGAUCCAUACAGCCCAGAGCAGAUGGAGAGCAAUGUUAUGCACAAAUACAGUCAGCCUGGUGUUUUCAUGGUCGGUGUGGAGUGCACCACCAGUGACUGGCACGUUACAGCUCAGAAAGCCAUCACCAUUCAGGAGCGCAUUGGAGAUUUUGGUGUCAUAAAGUGCAAUAGCAGGAAUAUGUCAACAGAUGGCUCUAAAUGCAAUGUGCUGCAUGAUCGACCUGUUCAGAUCCAGGUUGUUGUAGAGGCUGGUACUAAUGUUUCUUACAAAAUUCAACAUAAAGACCACGUGGUUGCAAACUUAUCUGUGGACAGAGGGAUCAUACCACACAACAUUAUGAGCCAAAAUGUGGUUACGAGGCUCGGACAUGGCUGCCACAACCUGACUCUGACUGCCUCAAACAAGGUCACAGCCCACACUGUGUCCUCCCAUCUGGAGCUGUGUCUGCUGGAGCCUGUUGAAGGCCUGAAGGCCUCGGUGAUAUCAGAGGAAGAUAAGUGUCCUGACUCUACUGAUCUCAUUGUUGGUGUUUCAUUGGAGCGAGGAGCUCCUGCAGAACUGCUCUUUACUCUGACUGGAGCAAAGGACAACAUCUCCGAGACCAGGGAUAUGCUAAAUGCUAGCUUACAAUCUUUUACAUUCUCUAGCACACUUGAAGGAUUGUUGAAGGUAAAUGUAAAAGCCAUGAAUGCUCUUUCCACCUUUGAUGUGGACGUGGACUUGGAGAACAUACUUCAGGCUUGCCAGAAUUGGUCUGACUUUUCAUCAGAUGAGCAUGAAGACAGCAAUCAAAGUGUCGAGGAAUCUAAUAAAUUGAAAAUGAUUGUGACUCCAGACUCUGUGGUUGACUACACUCAGAGUGUCACACUGAGCGAGGAGUUCGGGGAGGCUUUGGAGAAGGACUUUCGGUUGGCCUCAAGGAAGUUCUGGCAAACCGUCCGACGGCCCCGGAAGGGAAAGCAGGGCUUGCCCCAGGCUGUUAUCAGCAGGGGUGGAGAACUGCUGAACCGAACUGGGGACAUUGUUGGGCGGUGGAAGGAAUACUUUGAGGAACUCCUGAACCCAGACAACAAGUCCUCUGAAGAGGAGGCAGAGUCUGAAGAUCUAGGGGAAGCCUUACCACUAACCUUGGCAGAGGUCACUGAGGCAGUUAGAAAGCUCCUCAGUGGCAAGGCGCCAGGUGUGGAUGAGAUUCACCCUGAGAUGCUAAAGGCUCUGGACAUUGUUGGGCUGUCUUGGCUGACACGCCUUUUCAAUCUGGGACAGUGCCUGUGGAGUGGCAGACCGGUGUGGUGGUUCCCAUUUUCAAAAAGGGGGACCGGACGGUGUGCUCCAAUUGUCGGGGUAUCACACUUCUCAGCCUUAUGGGGAAAGCUUACUCUAGGGUGCUGGAAAGGAGGCUCCGGCCGAUUGUCGAACCUCGGAUACAGGAGGAACAAUGUGGAUUUCGUCCCAGCCGUGGGACAGUGGGCCAGCUCUUUACCCUCGCAGGGCUUCUUGGGGGAGCAUAGGAAUUUGCUCAUCCAGUCUACAUUUAUUUUGUGGAUUUGGAGAAGGCUUUUGACCAUGUCCCUCAGGGGAUCAUGUGGGGGGUACUGCGGGAAUAUGGGGCCCCGGGGCCAUUGGUACGAGCCAUCCAGUCCCUGUAUGAUCAAAGUGGGUGCUGUGUCCGCAUCCUUGGCACAAAAUGACGUGGUUUUGUUGGCUUCCUCAAGCUGGGACCUCCAGCAGGCAUUGGGGCGGUUUGCAGCUGACUGCAAAGCGGCUAGGAUGAAGGUUAGCACCUCAAAGUCCGAGGCCAUGGUUCUCUGCCGGAAAAAGGUGGAUUGCUCUCUAUUUUGGAGUGAGUCCUUGCCCCAAGUGGAGGAGUUCAAGUAUCUCAGGGUCUUGUUCAUGAGUGAGGGUAGGAUGGAGUGUGAGAUUGACAGACGGAUUGGCUCGGUGUCAGCAGUAAUGCAGGCGUUGUGCCGGACCGUUGUGGCGAAGAGGGAGCUGAGCCUGAAGGGUGUCCUCAAAAAAUGCUACUCUGAAGCAGGAACUAAGCCUCCUGUAGAGAAGCAGGAUGGCAAUACUGAAUAUGUUGUACACAGCAAAUAUCUGAAGAUUUCAAGGGACGCUGUGCAUAACAUCAGUGUGAUUGCUUAUGGCAAGAAGGAUCCAGGCUUUGUCAAGUUCACGCUACCAAUUCCAGGUCCUGAUCCAACUGAACCAGCAACAAGUGAUGCACCUGCAGACCCCACCACCCUCUCUUGUAGCAUCUCUCCACCUUCAGGAACAGUGCUGGAUGCUUUUGACAUAAGCUGCGAACCUCUGCGCUGCAGUAAUACAAACGAGGUGAAAUCUGUCUUCCUGCCUCUCGGGGACAAAAACAACAAUUACAGUUUGUCUGUUGUUGUGACCAUGCAAAAUGAAAAUGAGAAAGCCACAACAACCAUCUCCACUCAGGUACUGACGAGCAGAUCCAGCUCCUCUGUGGAGGCUCUCACAUCUGCGGUGGAGGACUCUGUGAGUCAGUUGGAGCAGCAGGGUCUGCUCUCUGGUGAGGCACUGGGACAAAUGUUUACCUCAGUAUCUGACAUGCUGAAUACAGAGCUCAUCCAAGAACAGAAGGAUGCGAGGAGGAAGCUCAGAGAGAAAAUGUUGACCAAAAUGACCACAGUUCUUCUGGACUCACCCAGCAACACGACUCAGGGCGUGCAAGUGACGGCCAGAGCUGUGGCUGGACUCACCCAGCGACCAGACGAGCUCAGUGUUAAUGCUCAAGAAGAAGCUGGGUCAUUGCUAGUUGACCUCAGCUCCUCCCUCAACAUGAUCAGUGUUAAUCAGGACAUCAGUGAUGAGGAUGAUGAUGAUGGAGAGGUUUUGCAAGCAGCUACACCCAUAGUUGAAGCAGCCAGUAAUAUUUUGAAUGUUUCAUCAAAUGUGAAAAAAAGUCUCAGAUUUUCUUCUUACUGGAUAAACAACGUUCAGAGUGCUAUGCUGAAUAAUAGGAAGCUGAAUGGAGAACCUGCCAUUAUUGAUUCUGGACACAUCAGUGUGUAUGUCAACAGAGUGUCUCCAGGAAAGAUGCAAAUGCAGGAUAUUAAUGUCCAGAAAAACAGCUCCUCCAGAUUUUCUUUCCCAACGCUGCCUGCUCAUAUUGUCUCUCCAGAUGAGCCAGUGGAUGUCAGGAUGAUGAGUUUUGAGACAAAUCCAUAUUCCUGGAAGGGGGAAAACAUCACAGGGACUGUAGGAUCGGUCUCUCUGACCAGAUUGAACGGCUCUGUCAUUCCUGUAAAGAACUUACCUGAAGAGAUUGAGAUUCUCUUGCCGAGGCUUGAUGUCGGGCAGGAGAACAGCACAGUCCUAGACCUUGCCAAUUUCAGCACAUUAAUAAUUGACGUCCCGUCGCCGGAUGUAACACUGGUGCUGAAAAUGGAGCCGUCUGAAGACAUUUCCUUCCUGCUAUUCCUGGGGUACAAAGAUUAUCCAAAUGAUGAGAAUUAUGUUGCCAAGACUCGUAUGCCUCUUGAGAAUUCCAAAGAAGAGGAGAAAUAUACCUGGGUGCUGAGUCCCAAAGACAGAACAGCAGAUGUUGGAGUGCACUACCUCGUCAUGAAGCCCAUUGUGGAGCCAGGGGUCAAAUCCCUCAAUGCUACUGUCAGUGUGGUUUCCAUUGCUGCCCAGUGUAAAUACUGGAAUGAAACUGGAUCCACUUGGAGUGAAGAUGGUUGCAGAGUCGGACCGCUCACAAGCCCACUGGUGACUCAGUGCCUCUGUAACCACUUAACUUUCUUUGGCAGCUCUUUCUUUGUCAUGCCCAACUUGGUGGACGUGUCACGCACUGCAGAACUUUUCGCAACAUUCACUAACAAUCCUGUGGUGGUUUGUUUUGUGGGCGCCAUCUUUGCUGCUUAUCUUCUGGUGGUUGUGUGGGCACGCAGGAAAGACAUUCAGGACUCAGCCAAGGUGAAGAUAACAGUGCUUGAAGAUAAUGACCCCUUGGCUGAGUACCGUUAUUUGCUGAAUUUGAGCACAGGGCAUCGUCAUGGUGCAUCCACCUCCUCUCAGGUGACGAUAACUCUGCAGGGCACGGAGGGAGAGAGUGAGCCCCACCACCUGACAGACCCUGAGAAGCCCGUGUUUGAGAGGUGUGGGGUGGACAUGUUUCUGAUGACCACUCACUUCUCCCUCGGGGAUCUGCAGAGCAUCAGAAUGUGGCACGACAACUCGGGAGCACAUCCUGCGUGGUAUGUCAACAAAGUCAUGGUGCAGGAUCUGGAGAGCGGUCAGAAAUGGCACUUCCUGUGUAACUCCUGGCUGGCUAUAGACGUUGGGGAGUGUACACUUGACAAAGUCUUCCCAGUAGCAACAGAGAUGGAUUUGAAGAGGUUUAGUAACCUGUUCUUUAUGAAGACCGCAAAGGAUUUCCGUGACGGCCACAUUUGGUUCUCUGUGAUCAGUCGGCCCCCCUGCAGCACUUUCACUCGUGUGCAGCGAGUCUCUUGCUGCUUUUCCCUGCUGCUGUGCACCAUGCUGACCAGCAUCAUGUUUUGGGGUAUCCCCACUGACCCCUCUGAGCAGACAAUGGACCUUGGUCACAUCGAGUUCACAUGGCAACAAGUUAUGAUUGGAAUUCAAAGCUCGAUCAUCAUGUUUCCCAUCAAUCUCCUUAUUGUGAGCAUCUUCAGAAACACUCGUCCCCGAGAGAAGGCACCCGCCAAAACAGACGCAUCCAAACAGGCCAAGACUGGUCGUGUCUCUCCGUCACAGACCUAUUCUCCUCAGAAAGAGCCGAAGGACAUCACACCAGACACUGUCAUCAAGGACAUAAAGAGGAUCGCUCAGUCUCUCUCAAAGGCCAUGAAGAGUCCGCUGCCUGACCUGCAGCUCCGGCCCGGUCAGCAGGUAGACAUCAACACUCUGCUGUCUUUGGUGGAGAACAUUAUCAGACAGCAGAACCGGGCGGCCAGAGACUUUUACACUGACGCCUCCAAAAGCGAUCGCUCCAUGAUCCUCAGUUUAGGUGCCGUUAAUCUGCAAGAAACCCGAGGAUGCAGCAGCCCAGAGAAGACCUCAGAUGAUGCUCAGAAGAAGAGCACCAACACCAGGUACCUGUACAGGCAGCUACGUCAUGUUGAGAAGGAGCUGGGUUUGUUGGGACCUUCUCGGUUUCCAAAUCCAGACAGCUACAAUCGGGCCAUGCAGCAAGUCCAGGGAAUGAAGGGUCUCCUGGAGUACCACCUCCCCUCAUCCAGCCUGGAAGGAGACCAGCUGGACCGCAGUCCGAGUCCAGAAGAGAGCAUUGCGGGAGGGUCCAGCAAGAAGUGCUGUCAGGGAGGGCUGCCAUGGUGGUUUGUGUUUGUUGGCUGGACGCUUGUGAUUGCAACCAGCUGUGUGUCGGGAUACUUCACCAUGAUGUACGGGCUGACGUAUGGGAAAGAGCGCUCUAUAAGCUGGCUAAUCUCCAUGCUGGUCUCCUUCUUUGAGAGCCUCUUCAUCACUCAGCCAUUGAAGGUUCUUGGUUUUGCAGCUUUCUUCGCUCUUGUUCUGAAAAAAGUUGAUCAGGAGGAGUAUGGAGAGCCUCAGAUAGAUGACAGUCUGAGAAACACAGAUGAUCCAGACAUGGUCCGUGCAGCCAGAAGAGACAGUACAUGCAGUUUCUAUCAGCCACCGCCUCCCACUGACAUCGAGAGGAUGAGAAACAACAUGAUAAAAGAGCAGAGAGUCUUCGCCCUAAUAAAAGAGAUUCUAACCUACAUGGGCUUCAUGUGGAUGCUUCUCUUGGUGGCGUACGGUCAGAGGGACCCAAACGCCUACUUUCUGACCCAACACGUUCGACAGAGCUUCAGCAAAGGCAUCUCAGACAGCAUGAGCAUUCAGGAUGUGUUCGACUGGGCAAACACAACUCUGCUGAGCAGCCUGUUUGGAGAGUACCCAGGAUUCAUCACAGACGGAAACUCCAAACUUGUUGGGAACGCUCGCCUCCGCCAGCUGAGGGUGCAAAAAGGCUCCUGCAAUGUGCCCCUCUCUAUGCAGCAGUCUAAUAAGGACUGCCACGCUCCAUACUCAUGGGAGCUGGAGGACAUGGGCUCCUACAGUCCAGGCUGGAGCAGUGCCGUGCAGGAUAACUCUUCUCUGAACCUUCAGAGCCCAUGGACGUACCAGUCUCAGGGCAAACUGAGGGCCUUACCCAUCUGGGGCAGUGUGAGGCUCUACAGAGGAGGAGGGUUUGUGAUGGAUUUGGGACCUGAUUUACAAAACUCCAGCAGAUCCCUUCAGUACCUUUAUGAUAACACCUGGUUUGACGUGUACACCCAAGCCAUCUUUGUGGAGUUCACUGUGUACAACGCUAAUGUUAACCUCUUCUGCAUUGUCACCCUGCUGCUGGAGACCACAGCUACAGGAGCUUUCCAGUUUCGCAGCGAGCUACAGAAUGUGCGUCUUUACCAGUCCACUGGCGGCCUUCACAUCUUUGUCAUGGCCUCUGAAGUCAUUUACUUCCUCUUCGUCAUGUAUUACAUGUUUGUCCAGGGUAAACUGAUGAAGCAGCACAGGUGGGCUUAUUUUAAGAGCAAGUGGAACCUGCUCGAGCUGGGGAUCAUCAUCCUCAGCUGGAGCGCGAUGUCUGUCUUCAUCAAGAGGACUGUACUCGGAAUGCAGAACAUCGAGUACUACCAGAACCACAAAGAUCAAUAUGCCAGUUUCCAUGAGACAGCCAAGGCUGAUGCAGUGCUGGGGUAUCUGAUUGCCUUCUUGGUCUUGUUAGCUACAGUCAAACUGUGGCACCUGCUGAGACUGAACCCAAAGCUGCACAUGAUCACGGCCACACUGCAGCGAGCCUGGACUGAUAUUUCAGGCUUCCUGGUGGUCAUGACCAUUAUGUUCUUGGCCUACUCCAUCGCUUCUAACCUGAUGUAUGGCUGGAAGCUGUACUCCUAUCGGACUCUGCUGGAUGCUGGAUUGACCAUGGUCAGCCUGCAGCUAGGCAUCUUUAACUAUGAAGAGGUUCUGAAUUACAAUCCAGUGCUGGGCGCCUUCCUCAUCGGCUCCUGCAUUGUGUUCAUGACCUUUGUUGUGCUGAAUCUCUUUAUCUCUGUCAUUCUGGUGGCAUUCAGUCAAGAGCAGAAACAUCACAAGCCAUCAGAGGAGGAAGAAAUUGUGGACCUGAUGCUGAUGAAAAUCUGCAGUUUGUUUGGAGUAAAAAGUAAGAAACAAGGUGAUGAAGGCCAAACUGAGGGGUCAAAUAAUGGACUCUCAACAAUUUCCUCUGGAAGUAUUUGAAAUAUUGAUUGGGUUCGAAAAUCUUGCUUUUCGUAGCUUGCUUUGUGAUUGCUUUACACUGAAUAUAAGCCCUUGCAAAUCUAUAAAUGAUUAGAAUUUUAUUUUACCACUUAAGUAAAUUAUAAUGCUAUUGUAGUAAAAAAAAAAUAACAAACAGAAAAAAUAGAAAUUGAGGAUAAUCCUUGUGUAAAGUUCUUACUGUUUGUAAG